CCGCUCGGGUCGGCUGGGCGUCCUGCCGGCCAAUGGGGAAGGGGCCCCUCCGGACACGGGCAGCGUCCUUAGGAGCGGCCAAUGGGAGCGCGGCAUGCAAAUGAGCAGGUGCGGCGACGGCUGACCAGUCAAGGCGGCAGCGGCUCAGGGGAUGUUAGAGGCGCGCUGGGCGGCCGCGGAGCAUACGCGCAGGCUUCGAGCUGCGAGCUCCGGUCUCCCGCCAUGGCCCCCGCUCCGCCCCCCGCCGCCUCCUUCUCCCCCGCCGAGGUCCAGCGGCGCCUGGCGGCCGGCGCCUGCUGGGUCCGCUGCGGGGCCCGCCUCUACGACCUCACCGGCUUCGUGCGGCACCACCCAGGGGGCGAGCAGCUGCUGCGGGCACGGGCUGGUCAGGAUGUUAGCGCCGACCUGGACGGGCCACCGCACCGGCACUCGGACAACGCGCGCCGCUGGCUCGAGCAGUACUACGUGGGGGACCUGCAAGGAGACCCUCAGGGUUCCGUGGAGAAUGGGGCUGUGACCUCUGCAAGCACUCAGAAGACAGACCCUGCGAUGGAGCCAAAGCUCAAAGCAGUGGACUGGGACAAGGACCUGGUAGACUGGCGGAAGCCCCUACUGUGGCAGGUAGGCCACUUGGGAGAGAAGUACGAUGAGUGGGUCCACCAGCCGGUGACCAGGCCCAUCCGCCUCUUCCACUCAGAUCUCAUCGAGGCCCUCAGCAAGACUGUCUGGUACAGCGUCCCCAUCAUCUGGGUUCCCCUGAUGCUGUAUCUCAGUUGGUCCUACUACCGAACCCUCGCCCAGGGCAACGUCCGACUCUUCAUGUCCUUCACCACAGAGUACUCAGUAGCCAUGCCUGAGUCCAUGUUCCCGGGCCUCUUCAUGCUGGGGCUGCUCCUCUGGAGCCUAGUAGAGUACCUCAUCCACCGCUUCCUGUUCCACAUGAAGCCCCCCAAUGACAGCUAUUACCUCAUCAUGCUGCACUUCGUCAUGCACGGCCAGCACCACAAGGCACCCUUCGACGAGUCCCGCCUGGUCUUCCCCCCGGUGCCAGCCUCUCUGGUGAUAGCUUUCUUCUACGUGUUCUUACGGCUCAUCCUGCCUGAGGCGGUGGGGGGCACCGUGUUUGCAGGGGGCCUCCUGGGCUACGUCAUCUAUGACAUGAUCCACUACUAUCUGCACUUCGGCUCCCCGCACAAGGGCUCCUAUCUGUACCACCUGAAGGCCCACCACGUCAAGCACCACUUUGCACAUCAGCAGUCAGGAUUUGGCAUCAGCACUAAAUUUUGGGAUCACUUUUUCCACACCCUUAUUCCGGAAGAACCCCACCCGAAGAUACAGUGACAACUCCCAGCCCUGUUGUCCUGCCCUCAGCCCCGCCGUGGCCCCGCCCCCAGUCCACCCCCAUCCAGACCCUGCAAAGAAGGUUUGCUUGACCAGGCGGUACGGGCUUGGUGGAGGGUGCUGGGGAAACCCUGAAGCCCGAGGCUAACCCUGAGACUGCCCUCCUGACCCAGCACAGGAGGGUCACGUCCACUUGGUGGCCCAGUGGCCCUCAGGGACUAGCUCUUCCCUGGAGCAUCCCAGCCUCUUCACUCACACCCCCGCCCAGUGCCUUAGCCCACAGGACUGCUUCAGGACCCGGCCAGUGGGGACUUUCCUAAGGGGAGUGAAGGCAACUGACCCCUGGGACCAGCUGGUGUCCCACCUGUAUCUUAGCACCCUGGGCUCCCUAGGAGCUGCCCCCCCCCCGAAACCCUGGAACUGCCAGUGUUAACAGUGAAGAACGGGGUCUGCAGGGCCAUGGCCCUCGUCUUCCCCACCUUCUCCUCCUGGGGAGGGUGUGGUGGCUCUGGCUGUUGUCCUGAGGACUGGAGAGCACAGAGGUGGAUGAAGCACUCUCAGAAGAGGAGAAAGCAUGAAGCCUCCUCCAGGCCACCCCCAAUCCUGGGGCGGCACCUUUGUCCCCUGCCAAUGACAAAUGCCAGCUGCAUCACCACAUGCCUCGGGCUGUGACACAUCCAGCACCCACACGCCUGGCCCUCACCUGUCUGUGCAGGUGGGCCGACAGUAGCUGUUGCGGGUCUCAAGGCUGGAGGGAGCCCACGCCCCUUUCUUUAGGAAGCACCAGCUGCUCUAGCCAUCUCUUCGCCUCCAGAAUCACAAAGCUUUUCCCCAAGGGAGGCUAAAGAGACCUCUCCGUGGGUGGGAGCCCCAUCCUGUCCCCAGCCAUUCUCGACCUCCACCUGGCAUAAGUGGGCCCCUGCCCGCCUCACUCAGGACCCUUCCAGCCAGUGCCUCCUUAAGCCGACAAGAAGCCUUGAUGCGGUGCCUUAUCUCCCAGCCCCUCCCACCCCAGCAGACGAGGUUCCCACCCUUUCUUCCUCAUAACCAAAACCCUCACUGCUCACAAGAGGGUCUUAUUUAUAAACUAUAUAAAUACCCUUAGUCGGGCCCCAGACCAAGUAGCUGCUCAGAUUGCCCUUUCUAAUCCUACAUGUCGAGCUUAUGUAAAAACGUUUUUGUCUUAUUUUUGUUCCCUUCUUACCCACAAACCGUUACUACUUGAAACUUUUUAAAAACUCGAUGUGUGUAAAGGCUAAAGGGAAGCAGUUUGACCGAUCCUGUGAUUUGUACUGUUUACUGCGGGGUUAUUUAAAGAUUUGGGAAUAAAUAUACAAACUACCGUUGUGAAAUAAAGGUGUAAAUAAAUUGUAUAUUUUGAAAAAUGAAAACAUUG
Balaenoptera musculus (blue whale) is the source of this 2737-nucleotide messenger RNA. It is a transcript of the gene FA2H, whose product is annotated as fatty acid 2-hydroxylase. Bases 82 to 1341 code for a protein of 419 amino acids. The record is from RefSeq and is a predicted model, not a curated record. The transcript has 7 exons. Gene Ontology annotation, molecular function: iron ion binding; fatty acid 2-hydroxylase activity; heme binding. Gene Ontology annotation, biological process: lipid biosynthetic process; fatty acid metabolic process. Lineage: Eukaryota; Metazoa; Chordata; Mammalia; Artiodactyla; Balaenopteridae. Gene Ontology annotation, cellular component: membrane; endoplasmic reticulum.